Tetrahymena thermophila SB210 is the source of this 264-nucleotide messenger RNA. RefSeq lists its product as hypothetical. NCBI's taxonomy places the organism in Eukaryota, Ciliophora, Oligohymenophorea, Hymenostomatida, Tetrahymenidae. The transcript has 2 exons. The record is from RefSeq and is a predicted model, not a curated record.
AUGAAGUUUUCAUGGAUCAUAUAGAUCUCGCUGUUGCAAAUAAAUCAUCCUUAUAUUUAUUUUGCAGAUAAUUUUGAUAUAUCCCAACUUUAAAAAUUAAUUUUGUAUUUAUGGGUUCAUUUUUUUUUAUAAAUGGGAAAAUUAUUAGAAGAUAAUUAAAAAAAGCCAAAUAGAAUUUUCAAUUAAUAUAUAGGUUGUUAAGAUUAAAAAUUACCUUCUUACCACACUAUUAAUUAUUAUAAAACUUAAAAAAAAUAUACAUGA